AUGGCAGCCGGUUCGACUGAAGAUGGUUUACCCUUGAGCGUCCUCGAUGUCAAUGCUCCACCCUUGUCAUCCGAUAUUUCACUCUACAGUUGGAACUGGCAUGCAGACCCCGAAUACGAGCUCAUUGGUAAAAGAAUCCGCUACCGCCAGUUCGUGGGCCCAACUCUUAGAUCUGGAUCAGGACGUGGGCUACUUCCAGGAUAUAGCAACUCAAGCAAAGACCGAGUGCGUCGGGUCGGCAUCAGUAAAGCAGUAGAAAUCUCACCUUUACCACAAGAUAAUGGUGUUUCAGCAUACGAAGCAGAUCUCAAAGGCUAUGAGACCUAUGGUACUCCAGAUUCGUCCUUCGAUCGUAAAUACGUAUCGGAACGUGACCAGAUAGGUGAGUGUUAUACAUAUUGUAACAGCAUUGGCAUGGACCACAAAUUGCCAUUGGAUUCUGUUUCACCCCAAGCUGAUCAUAUUUGGACAAGUGACGAAAACAAUGGAUUUCGAGACACCGAAAGCCCCCUUGAGCACUUGCUCGGAUGGAUACCCACGUUAUCAGGACGCCUCGCAAGAAGACACCAACAUAGCAUCGAAGAAGUUGCCUGUCUUCUCGCCUCCAUGUCACCAGUUCCCAUUCACCCCGGCUGGACUGCCGGAGAAAUAAAAUCGCUCCAAGCUCUUCGGAUCUACCAGCAAAUGCUCUCGACUGAACUAUUGACUCUUGGGUCCAGGCAGUGCCAGAGUGGAUGA
Messenger RNA from Pseudovirgaria hyperparasitica, 738 nucleotides. RefSeq lists its product as uncharacterized. The transcript has a single exon. Lineage: Eukaryota; Fungi; Ascomycota; Dothideomycetes; Acrospermales; Acrospermaceae. Bases 1 to 738 code for a protein of 245 amino acids. The record is from RefSeq and is a predicted model, not a curated record.